Molecule: messenger RNA, 1008 nt
Organism: Macroventuria anomochaeta
Lineage: Eukaryota; Fungi; Ascomycota; Dothideomycetes; Pleosporales; Didymellaceae
Product: translation initiation factor SU
Exons: 10
Coding region: 1-726 (241 amino acids)
Biological process (GO): protein insertion into ER membrane; translational initiation
Cellular component (GO): endoplasmic reticulum membrane; eukaryotic 43S preinitiation complex
Molecular function (GO): RNA binding; ribosomal small subunit binding; translation initiation factor activity
Source: RefSeq, a predicted model, not a curated record
AUGGCCUCACUCCAGGGAAAGAAGGAUAUGCGACGCGCCGACCUCAUUGUGCCCUACGCCGAACCGGCCAAGGACAAGUCAGAUGGCGACAUGUCGAGCACGAUGGCAAGCACGCUGCCCAUGGCUGCUAUAUUCACCCGGAACAAGAUGAUCGGCUGGGUGUCCGUGGUCUUCUCCGUGCAGUCGUGGCUCGCUGAGACCCCAGAGCAAAAGAAGACGUCCACAACCCCGGCUUACUUUUCAGUUGGCAUGGCCGUGAUGUCUCUACUCGUUUCCACCAAACGCACGCUCUACUAUUCUCAGCUGUACCGGCAUAGCAUACCCUGCGCACGUAACAAUAACCCCACCCACAGCGCACACGCAACACUUGUUUGUAUGUCCAUCGAGAAUCUCAAGACCUUCGACCCGUUCGCGGAAGCCGAUGAAGGCACCGGCGAGAAGUCCUCAGCGCAGUCCCAGGACUACAUCCACAUCCGUAUCCAACAGCGCAAUGGACGCAAGACGUUGACCACCGUGCAAGGCCUGCCCAAGAAGUUCGACCAAAAGAAGAUCCUCAAGGUCAUCAAGAAGAAGUUCGCCUGCAAUGGAACCAUAGUCGCAGACACCGAGAUGGGUGAGGUCGUCCAGCUCCAGGGAGACCAGCGCAAGGAUAUCCAGGAUUUCUUGACCGACAAGAAGGAGGGCCUUGGUCUCGAUGCGAAGACCAUCAAGGUCCACGGUUUCUAAACGCUAUCAAGUGCGAGUCCCGCCCCUCCAGGCACCGGCACCUGCACCGCCUCGGGUUCCGCGGGACAUAGGCUCUUCCCUCCAUGCGUUUAUGACGCUCGUUUUGCUGAGGCUGACACGGACGGAACGGCACGACACUGCCGCAGGGACAGAGACUACGGGAUUAUGGGGCUGUUCGCAAUAUGCGCUGGACGUCGAGAAUGUUUCAUGCGUCCAUGAAUGAUACCGAUGGCUAGAAUUCUCACGACAUGAAUCUUUACAUCCUCCAAGACUUGACCACUU